AAUUGUUUUGCAAAGAUGCUAAUGCGAGACAGCAAAGGAAUCAGUGAAGAGCAGCUGAAUGAAUACCGUUCAUCAUUCAAUCAUUUUGACAAAGACCGGCAAGGACUUGACCCAGAACAACUCAAGUCAUGCCUCAUAUCAAUUGGUUACAAUAUUCGACCUGGAAAAGAAGGUGAUCAAGACAUGAACAGAAUACUAUCUGUGUUAGAUCCAAAUCGAAUGGGAAGAAUUCCUUUUGAUGCAUUUUUGGAUUUUAUAACUCGUGAAACAGGUGAUGCGGAUACAGCAGAACAAAUGAUUGAAUCAUUUCGAGUACUUUCUGGCGGAAAAUCAUAUAUCACAGCUGAGGAGAUUCGUCGCGAGUUACCAGCGGAUCAAGCAGAAUACUGUAUCAAGAAAAUGAAGCAUUUUCAAGCAAGCAAUGCUCCACCUGGCUCUUACAAUUAUGUCUCGUUUAGCAGAAGUUUAUAUAACCAAUGA
Molecule: messenger RNA, 480 nt
Organism: Thelazia callipaeda (thelaziosis nematode)
Lineage: Eukaryota; Metazoa; Nematoda; Chromadorea; Rhabditida; Thelaziidae
Source: the annotation of a GenBank genome assembly